UACUUUCUUCCCGUGCUCUGUUUCCCAGUUUGGUUUCUUUCUGCGUGUUGCUGUUACCCUGCCUCGAAGAAGAAGAAGAAGAAGAAGAUGACUAUCGUCAUUGAGCAGAUCGAUAAUGGCGCCGCCCAAGCGGAGGAGCAGAAGACGCUGACGAUCACCAAUGAUCUGGUGCUCGAUGGCGGGUUUGCGCUGCCGAAGGAGGCGUCGGACGAAGGGUUCGUGGCGCCCGAGAUCAAUGCGUUUGGUCACUCUUUCAGGGACUACGAUGCAGAGAGCCAGAGGCAGAAGACGGUGGAGGGGUUCUACCGGUUGAACCACAUCCACCAGACCUAUGACUUUGUGAAGAAGAUGAGGGGGGAAUACGGCAAACUGGACAAGAUAGAGAUGAGCAUAUGGGAAUGCUGCGAGCUUCUGAAUGACGUGAUAGACGACAGCGAUCCUGAUCUGGACGAGCCUCAGAUCGAGCACUUACUCCAAACUGCCGAAGCCAUCAGGAAGGAUCAUCCUGACGAAGAUUGGCUGCAUUUGACCGGCCUUAUCCACGAUCUUGGAAAGGUGCUGCUUCAUCCCAGCUUUGGUGGGCUUCCCCAAUGGGCUGUUGUCGGUGAUACGCACCCUCUUGGAUGCGCCUUUGAUGAAUCGAUUGUCCACCACAAGUACUUCGAGGGCAACCCGGACUAUCACAAUCCUGCCUACAACACCAAAUGUGGGAUAUACAGCGAAGGGUGUGGUCUGGACAACGUGAUGAUUACUUGGGGUCAUGAUGACUACAUGUACUUGGUGGCCAAAGAAAAUAAAACUACUCUCCCUCCGGCGGCAUUGUUCAUUAUCCGUUACCAUUCGUUCUAUCCAUUGCAUAAGUGCGGGGCAUACACUCACCUUAUGAACGAGCAGGAUAGGGAGAACAUGAAGUGGCUUAAGAUAUUCAACAAGUAUGAUCUAUACAGCAAGAGCAAGGUCCGGAUCGAUGUUGAGGAAGUCAAGCCAUACUACAUGUCCCUCAUUGGAAAGUAUUUCCCGGCGAAGCUCAGAUGGUGAUGAUGUUUUAGAAGGUUUAGAGGAGUUAAUUGGCUGAGAAGGCAGUGCAUUGCUGUUUUAGCUUUCUUCGAUUGAUCUUAUGUUUGAUUAGUUGAUGUAAAGAGCAAAAAAAAAAAAAAAUUAAUAAGAAGAAAGAUGGGUAUCUGAUUGUUCAUCCGUCCAA
This is a messenger RNA of Syzygium oleosum, 1201 nucleotides long. Its product is annotated as inositol oxygenase 2. Gene Ontology annotation, biological process: inositol catabolic process. Gene Ontology annotation, cellular component: cytoplasm. Gene Ontology annotation, molecular function: inositol oxygenase activity; iron ion binding. The transcript has 11 exons. The record is from RefSeq and is a predicted model, not a curated record. Lineage: Eukaryota; Viridiplantae; Streptophyta; Magnoliopsida; Myrtales; Myrtaceae. The coding region runs from base 88 to 1038 and encodes 316 amino acids.